AUGGCAUACUAUCAACCAGUAAAUAACAACAGCAACAAUCCACCAAACAUGCAGUUCUACCAAUCAAACUAUUCAACCAAUCAAAAUACAUACUCACCUCAAUCAAUGCAUACUCCUGCUGCAACAAAUACUAUGGGAGGUGGUUUGGGUGGUUCAAUGAUGGGUGGCAAUAUGGAUAAUGGAUUUGGAUCUCAAUUCGAUAUAAGUGGGACCAUGGGUAAUGGAGAAUUAACUAGUGGAUUAUUAGCAGCAUUUGGUACCAGUGGAUAUCCUGGUGAACCUCCAUUACUAGAAGAAUUAGGAAUAAAUUUUCAACAUAUAAAACAAAAAACCUUAACUGUUUUAAAUCCUUUAAAUCAAAAUAUUAAUAGUGAUAUAAUGGCAGAUAGUGAUUUAGCUGGUCCUAUAUUAUUUGUAUUAAUGUUUGGUACUUUAUUAUUAUUUGCUGGUAAAGUACAAUUUGGUUAUAUUUAUGGAGUUGGAUUAUUUGGUACAAUAAGUUUACAUUAUUUAUUUAAAUUUAUGAGUAAUGAUACUACAAUUGAUUUAGUAAGAUCGGCUUCUGUUAUUGGAUAUUGCUUAUUACCUUUAGUAUUGAUUAGUGUAUUUGGGGUUGUUAUUUCAUUGGAUAAUUUAUUAGGUUAUUGUUUAAGUAUUAUUGCCGUAUUAUGGUGUACUUAUUCUGCUAGUGGAUUCUUUGUUGCAGUAUUAAAAUUACAUAAUGUUAGACCAUUGAUUGCUUAUCCUUUAUGUACUGAUGAACAUGGACUUAAGAUCCAAUCUGUUGCUGAAAAGUUGAAUACUGAUCCUAAAUCAUUAGUGGAUGAAGUUAGUCAAAAUUUCAAAUCUUUAGCUGAUUUAGCAAAUGUUAAAUAUGAUCGAUUUAUAAGAACUACUGAUAAGGAUCAUGUGGAAUUAGUUCAAUGGUUCUGGAAUUUGAUGAUGGAUAAAGGAUAUAUUUAUAAAGGAACCCAUAGUGGAUUAUAUUGUGUAAGUGAUGAAACUUUUUAUCCUAAAAGUCGAACUAUUGAAAAACCUGAUGGUAGAAUAUAUUCAAUUGAAACUGGGAAUGAAGUGUUUAUGUAUCAAGAAGAGAAUUAUUUCUUUAAAUUAUCAAAAUUUAAACAAGAUUUAUUAAAUCAUUUACAACAGAAUCCAAAUUUCAUUAAACCAAAAGAGAAAUAUGAUUCUGUAGUUAAAGAACUCCAAGAAAAUGAAUUGGAAGAUUUAUCAAUCUCUCGUCCAUCCACUAGAUUAAAAUGGUCAAUUGAAGUCCCCAAUGACCCUACCCAGAAAAUUUAUGUCUGGUUCGACGCAUUAUUAAACUAUCUAACCGCAUCCAAAUUUCCUCAAGGAUUCACUCAGGAUUCAAAUAACAAUUACUCUACCAGGGGAAAACAUCUGGCCACCAACUCACAUAAUCGGAAAAGAUAUCGUCCGUUUUCAUUUCAUUGGUUAAGUGAUGGAGUUAAGAUGAGUAAAAGUUUAGGCAAUGUAGUUGAUCCAAUCAAAUUAAGUGAAUAUGUUGGGAUUGAUUCCAUGAGGUUUUUCUUGAUGGGAAAUUCAAAUAUUGGUUUUGAUUCUAAAUUUAGUCAAGAUUUAAUGGUUGAAUCCAGAGACAUGUUGAUGAAGAAAUAUACCAUAUUGAUUGCUAGAGUUGGGGGCAAUAAAUUUGAUAUCAUGGAACUGAUUGAAUAUUAUCAACAAGGGAAGUUUGAUAUUGGUAUUGAUGAUUUAAUUAGAGAGAUUAAUAAGGAGGGGGAUGAACUUGAAAUGUUGAUUGAAGUUACACACAAGUUAAUAGCGGGGAUGAAUGAAUUGUAUGGAAUAAUGGACGAACAAAUCCAAAAUGAAUUUGAUUAUAAUCGGGCUAUUAAGCAUUGGUGGGCAAUUAUUGAUGAUGCGAAUAAAGUAUUUCAAGAAGGGGAACCAUGGAAGUUUGUAAAACUCAUCAAGAAGGGAGAAGAAUCAGCAGAUAAACUAGAAAAAUACAAAACAUUGAUAAAUUAUUAUGUCUUCUUGUCUACAGAAGCUACUAGAAUAUGUUCUAUCUUAAUACAACCAGUUAUACCUGAAAUCUCUGGUAAAAUAUUGGAUAGAUUGCUGGUUGAUAAUAGUAGGCGUAAUAUUGAAUGGGGUAAAUAUGGUAAAGAUUUAUCAUAUGGUAAAGAUGCUAAUAAAGCAGAAUUACAUCAACAUCCAUUGACUAAACUUGAAUAG
Hemisphaericaspora subhashii is the source of this 2220-nucleotide messenger RNA. RefSeq names its product MSM1. Gene Ontology annotation, molecular function: methionine-tRNA ligase activity; ATP binding. The transcript is spliced from 3 exons. Bases 1 to 2220 code for a protein of 739 amino acids. Gene Ontology annotation, cellular component: membrane. Gene Ontology annotation, biological process: methionyl-tRNA aminoacylation. Lineage: Eukaryota; Fungi; Ascomycota; Pichiomycetes; Serinales; Debaryomycetaceae. The record is from RefSeq and is a predicted model, not a curated record.